Messenger RNA from Spinacia oleracea (spinach), 1278 nucleotides. RefSeq names its product pentatricopeptide repeat-containing protein At1g31790. Gene Ontology annotation, molecular function: protein binding; RNA binding. The record is from RefSeq and is a predicted model, not a curated record. The coding region runs from base 1 to 1278 and encodes 425 amino acids. Gene Ontology annotation, biological process: RNA modification. The transcript is spliced from 2 exons. Lineage: Eukaryota; Viridiplantae; Streptophyta; Magnoliopsida; Caryophyllales; Amaranthaceae.
AUGUAUCAUAACCUAACAACGACUACUUCCUCUGCUCUUCACUCUAUUCGACAACCAGUCUACAAAACCACAACCAUCGCACCACCACCGCCGCAACAACAACCGCAGAACCAAACUUGUAAUAAUAACACAGCCUUAGAUGUUCUGCGUUUAAUGGAUGGCCUAGAACUUGCUGUUUCCCCAGAUAUAUGUGUUUCUCUUGUUGUUGAAUGCACUCGAAAGGGCGACGCCAUUGAAGCAGCAGAACUGUAUGCCCACAUCAAGAAAAAUGCUAGGAUUGUCAGUUUCCUCAAGACCCUUUCUGGGUUGUGUUUGCUAAACAGAAUAUUAUUGAUGCUUGUUACUUGCGGUUGUUUUGAUAUUGCCCACCAACUGUUCGACGAAAUGCCUCACAGAAAUUCUAUUUCUUUGGCUAUUGUGAUUGCUGAACUUGUUGAUAAUCAUCUCUUUGAGCAAGCUUUGUGGUUAUUUGUCAAGAUGCACAGACGGGUUAUUUAUCAGGACAAUGAUAUGGGUUUGCAAGUUGUUGUGGUUAGUUUUCUUAAGUCUUGUUUGCAUUUAAAGAAGGUUAAUUUGGGUAAGAUGCUUCAUGGGUGGCUGCUUAGAAUGGGUUACAAUAGAGGAUUAAUUGUGGACACUGCCUUAGUUGAAUUCUAUGGAAAAUCGGGAUGUUUAUGGGAGGCCAAUCAUGUGUUCUUUGACCAUAUUCGGAUGGUUGAUCGUCGUGAUACUGUGCUAUGGACGGGUAUUAUUGUAAAUAAUUGUCGCGAAAAAUGCUACAAAGAGGUGAUCAGAAUAUUUCAGGAGAUGGGUGAGGCCGGUGUGAGGAUGAAUGAGUAUACAUUUUCUACUGUCCUUAAAGCUUGUGGAAGAAUAAGUAGUGAUAAAUCAUUGGGGCAACAAGUUCAUGGCAAUGCUAUAAAGCUUGAUUUAGGCACUCAUGUCUUUGUGAUGUGUACUCUGAUUGACAUGUAUGGGAGAUGUGGAUUGUUGAAAGACGCUAAGAAGGUUUUUGACAUGAUGGAUCAUCGUAGCAAAAGAAACAGCGCGGGUUGGAAUGCAAUGGUUACUGGUUUGAUACACCAUGGAUUUUACAUUGAAGCGUUAAAGAUGUUGUAUGAAAUGGAGGCAGCAGGUCUGCAGCCACAAAAAUCAAUGAUUGAUGAAGGUUUAGAACAUAAGCACAUUGUCCCCAACAUGAUGCGGUCUUUGCUUUCUGUGUUUUUUGGACCAAGCUAUGGUAACUCUUCAGCUAAGAAAGUUGCAGAGCAGACAUGA